CUCGCGGGAGUUGUGUAGGCACUCCCAGAACAGACGGGCUGAGGUGUUACGUACAGAGAGAGAAGGAUAGGGGGAAUAUCCCACGCCACGGCUACUGACUGCAUAUUCGGUGCCUCCCCUGCGCCAUGUCCGAGUCGGUACCUCGCGUGGCUUCUCCUCGAGAAGAAGGGGAGUUAGAGGACGGAGAAAUAAGUGAUGACAGCAUCCGACCCAGUAGCCCGCUACCCAUUAGGCAUAGGCCGAAUAACCGUGGGCCCAGUCACCCGUACCGGCACCGCCCGCCUAGGCCUCCCCAGAAUGCUUACAGGCCUAAGGAUCAGUACCGGCCGCCGCCCCGUAUGCAGCAGCAGUCGCAGACUGCAGACUCUUGCCAGAGAUCUUCUUUCUGGGAACGGAGCCACGAUACCCUGGGCCGGUUCCGCUCCCGGGGCUGGGUGGGCCGGGGCAGAGUGGGGCGAUUUGGUGGUGACCGGGACUGGGGGGAUCGAUCGAUAAAAAGCAGCGGACAAAGGCCCAGCAGUAGCAACUCCGGCUGGCCGGAACUCUCCCCUAGGAAACCAAAAUGCUUUGUAAGGUCUCCGCCUAGGAAGUCUAGUCACUUGCCGAGGAAUGAGAGCUCUCAGGAUGAAAGCUUUGAGGAUUUGCUUCAGAAAUAUAAGCAAAUCCAGCUGGAGCUUGAAUCUAUUAACAAGGAUGAGAAGCUAGCCCUCUGUGUCAAUGAGGAUGAAGUCAAAGAAAAGGAAGGUGUGAUAAACAGCACGAGGGAGCCGGCCGUGAAAGAAGAAAAAAGUGUUACAGAUAACAGUAUCGCAGAGCCUCCCGUAGAAGAGAAACCCCCUGUAAAGGUCUUUCGAGCCUUUGAACUCAAGCCUCUCAAGCCAAAGCUGAAACUUUUUAUUGAGCAAAAGAAACAAACUACUGUUGAGGAAACUAUUCAAGUUCAAAUUUCAGGUGACGUCUCAAAACCCAAACAAGAAUCUGUUAGUAUUGAACAAGGGGAUUCCUGUGACAGCAACACACCAGAUGAAACCAGCAAAGUUGACUUCAAUGCUUCAACCGCUUUCCAGAAGCCCGAAGAGGAGGAAGAGUUGUCAGAGCUCCAUUUGCGGCUUCUAGCCUUGCAGUCUGCAAGUAAAAAAUGGCAACAGAAGGAACAACUGGUAAUGAAAGAAAGCAAAGAAAAACUAACUAAGCCCAAGGCAGAAACUCAAAGAGAGAAGAGUAAUACAAAUUCUCACUUAACAAAGAAAGCCAACUCUCCAGCCUAUGCAGCCAAACAAGCCCUUAGAAGGCAACAGACAAAAGCCUGGAAAAAAAUGCAACAACAGAAAGCUGAAGAAAAACACAAAGUGGAGGAAGAGAAAAAGAAACAAACGGAAGAGGAGGAAAGAAGAAAAAGAGAAGAAGAAAUACGGAAGAUUAGAGAUCUUUCAAACCAGGAGGAGCAAUAUAACAGAUUUAUGAAGCUUGUAGGGGAAAAGAAUAAACGUAGCAAGUCAUCAGUAUCUGAUAGGCUGGGUACGGAGAGUACAGGAACCAUUUAUCAGUAUGACAACUAUGAAGAAGUUGCCAUGGAUACAGACAGUGAACCCAAUUCCCCAGGUGCGUCUCCCGCAAGGGUUCCCUACUCCGCUGAUACUCCAGUGGGAUGUAUACCAUCAGCACUGUGUGUUACAGAGCACUUCCCUUCGGUAGUAUGGCCGGCUCCACCAGAUGUUACAUUUUAUGAAAAAACCUUCUCUCAAGUUUCUCCUGAAGCACCUCUUCCACCUCCUCCUCUUCCACCUGAUGAGCCUGAGCAACCUCCCAAACCUCCCUUUGCAGACGAAGAGGAGGAGGAAGAAAUGCUGCUGCGUGAAGAGCUACUGAAGUCCUUAGCCAAUAAAAGAGUCUACAAACCCGAGGAACCUACUAACAACAGCCGACUUCCGUCCCCACCAUCUCUAACCAAUAUCAUGCCUGUGCCAAGGAUCACCUUAACAUCAGCUAGUGUUAACAUUGCGUCGCAUCGUAAACAGACCACACAGAUUGUUAGAGUUCUGAGGCCGAUCCGUCGUAUCAUAAAGCUUCCCAAACACAAGUCAGUCGUGGUGACAUUAAAUGCCUCGGAUGACAGUGAAUCCGAUGGAGAGCUUCCCAGUCCAAACAUGAAUGCUUUUGGUGGCCUUGAGUCCAUGAUCAAAGAAGCAAGAAGAACUGCAGAGGCAUCCAAACCAAAACCACCUAAUUCAGAAAAAGAAAAUGAUCCCAUGAGAACCCCAGAAGCAUUACCUGAAGACAAGAAAACUGAGUACAGGCUGCUAAAGGAAGAAAUUGCAAGUCGGGAAAAACAGAAGCUCAUGAAAUCUGACCAAUUAAAUGCAAGUGCAUCUCCAACAAACUCUGACAUAGAAGUAGACGCAAACAAGAAGCCAGUCAUCAAUCCAAAAGUUGCUGAAGCAGAAGCAAAACAUAAGAAACAGAUGAUGUUGCUAUUAAAAGACGAGUCUGUCUUGAAGAACCUGUUACAGCAAGAGGCAAAGAAAAAGGAAUCCAUCAAAACAGCAGAGCUGAAGAUUGCCAGACUCACUGAGCAGAUGCAAGCAACUGAAAAGUUCCUCAAUGCCAAUCGUAUGUUCCUAAAGAAACUCCAGGAACAGAUUACCAAAGUUCAACACAGAGUUCAGGAAAAAAAGACUCUUAAGAUUAAAUAUGGGGAAGAACUUGCACGAGCUAAAGCACUGGUCAGUCGGGAGCUGGGGAAGAGGAAACUGGAGCAGAAUAUUGGUACAAAUCAAAUUUUUCAAUUUGAUACUGGCCUUGUGGGCAGCCCUAAAAGACAAUCUGCAGAGGCCAUUGCAAUGGAGAAGAAGCGACUGCAGGAGCUGGAGCAGGAAUACGCCCUCAAAAUUCAAAAACUGAAGGAAUUGCAAGCCCGCAAAGUAAAAGAGCAGCCUGUGCAUGUAGCCCCUGUCUUAGAAGAAGCCCCUGUCUUAGAAGAAGCCCCUGAAUUUGUGCUGCCCCAGCCUUCACUUCAUGACCUUUCUCAGGACAAAUUAACACUAGACACAGAGGAAAACGACCUUGAGGAUGAGGUUUUAUCUCCCUCUGUUAAAGAGAGGAGGAGAUCAUUCCGCGACUCCAACGCAUUUACCAAGCCGAACUUGAAGCACAGUGAGCUUACACCUAGCAAAGAGGAACAUAAGCCGUCCAAGGUGUUGGCUGAAGGGCCAGAACUUUUCCUAGGGUUGAAUAUUGAUGAUCUGAAAAGACUUCAUACCUGCUCAGAUAACCUGAACAAUCUGCUUUUACAAGGUGUCAUGUUAAUGGUGCCUCAAGAGAAACUUUCCACAGGAAAGGAAAUAUCUAUGGAUGUUGAUUUGUUUACAUCACAAACAAAACAGACUGACACACGACCCUUACCUUUUGGGCCAUAUCGUAGCCCACUUCUAGUUUUCAAGUCCUACAGGUUUAGUCCCUAUUUUCGGACGAAAGAAAAGCUGCUACUCAGUUCUGUCUCUUAUAGUAAUAUGAUUGAGCCAAACACUUUCUUCUGUCGCUUUGAUUUGACUGGCACUUGUAAUGAUGAUGAUUGCCAAUGGCAGCACAUGCGUGAUUGCACACUUAGCAGGAAGCAACUGUUUCAAGAUAUCUUGUCAUACAAUCUGGACCUAAUUGGCUGUUCGGAGAAAAGCACAGACGAGGAAAUCUGCGUUGCCACUGAGAAAUAUGUCGACAAACUCUUUGGUGUCAAUCGUGAUCGCAUGUCAAUGGAUCAAAUGGCAGUUCUACUAGUUAGUUAUGUCAAUGAAAGCCAGAAUCACACACCACCUCACACGACAUGUAAAGUGAAAAGAAAAUGGAGGCCGGUGUACUGGAGAAAGCCAGUGUCUGACAGCAGCAGCAGUGACGAGGAUGAGGCUACGAAGGUGGUCAAUACCGCGAAUCACCCGGAGCCCAAAACAAAAGUAGCCGUUCAGGAUGCUGUCGUCACUCCAGAUGAUGUGCGAUAUUUCACUAAUGAGACGGAUGACAUUUCCAACCUGGAAGCCAGUGUACUUGAAAACCCGCAUGGUAUUCAACUGUGGAUCAAAUUGGCAUAUAAGUAUUUAAAUCAAAAUGAAUGCACCCCAUCAGAACGUUUAGAUUCAUCGUUGAAUGUGUUAUCCCGAGCCCUGGAGCACAACCGAGAUAAUUCAGAGAUAUGGUGCCAUUACCUCAAGCUAUUUUCCAAAAGGGGAUCCAAAGAAGAGCUUCAAGAGAUGUGUGAGACAGCUGUGGAAUAUGCUCCUUCCUAUCAAAUCUGGUGUACUUUUCUGGUCUUGGAGAAAUCCUUUGACGGGAAGGAUUCCGUGUGCAGCAGAACCCUGCAGUACCUGAUGGAAAGAUUAGAGGAAGAGCCCAAAUCAGAGCAGCUUUCUCUACAGCUCUUGGAGACAUUACUGUACCGAGUACAUCUGAGCCUGUUUACAGGAAGAUUGCAGAAUGCUCUCGCCCUUCUGCAGAAUGCUUUAAAGUCUCCUAGCGAGAAGAGCCUAGGAGACCACCUUACUCCUCAAGAUCGCUGCUUAGCAUGGCUUUCUUACAUUCAUCUCAUGGAGUUCAGUAGCCUGCCUCCUAAAUUUUAUGACCCAACAAAGGGCAACCCCUCCAGGAUAGUUAACAAGGAGCCGUUUUUAAUACCUUGGCUGAAUCCCCAGAGUGUUACGACUGAGCCUGCCAUGCUUCUUGCUGUAUUUGAAGCUGCUAUAUCUUCGUGUUCAGAGGAUGGUUUGAAUGAAAAAGAAAGAAUUGAUGUUUGCCAACCACUUUAUAGAAAUAUGAUUGCAUUGCAUCUCCUGCUAAACAGCCAUACUGCUGUAGUGGAUCUCUGUAAGCAGCUGCUGGACUCUUCUGCUGCAAACUGUGAGAUACUAGAAAUCCUGUCUUUGGUUUAUUUAAAAAUGGGACAACUUGAAAAUGGCAUGGAUGCAUGGAUGACUGCGACCAGGUGUAAUCCUGGCAAUGCACAAGUCUUCUAUCAUGCUUGCAAGUUCUUUGCUGCACAGGGGCAUUCAGGCUACAUUCCGUCUUUGAUGGAAGAAUUUGUAAAAUCAUUGUUUAAUGGAGCUGAUGUGAAAUGUAGCACCACAGAACUCCUGAGACAUCUCCUUAAUUUCACAAAACCUUGGAAUUCCAAAGCACCAGCAUUUAAAGUGGAUGAGCCUCUUGACAUUUCAACUAUGCAAAAACCAUACCUGUGGCUUGUUUUUUGCCUGUGGCAGUCUCUCCAUCCGAAUAUCAGGGAAGCAGAAGAAGCAUAUGAAGCGGCUCUGGGAGCUGUAAUGCAGCAGGAUGUGCUUGAGAACCUUUGGAUGGAUUAUCUUGUCUUUACUAACAGCAAAAUCAUCGUAUCCAAAAAUAAAGCUCAAGAUUUUAAGCAUUUCUCGGAAUUAGUUAACAGAUGCUUGAUGACGGUUCCAUCUAGGUAUCCUGCCCCUUUUAGCACAGCAGAAUACUGGACCAACUAUGAGUUUCACAAUAUGGUCGUAUAUUUCUAUUUAAGUUGCGUCCCAAAGGUCCAUCAUUCAAAAAUACUGGAGCGCUUUUCUUCCAUGAUGCCUACAAAUAUUGGACUCGCACUCAGGGUACUUAAACAGGAAUUGGAGGAGAACAAUAUUCAGACUGUGAAAAUGCAAUCCAAGAUGUUUACAUAUAGCUUCCCAAUGUGCCUGUCCGUCUGGAAAAUAGCCAUCGCAGUGGAACUAUCCCUAAAGGGACAUAAAGAGGUCCAUCACCUGUAUCAACGAGCCCUCCAGAAGUUUCCUCUGUGUGCCGCACUCUGGAAAGAUCUACUCUUGUUUGAAGCAUCAGGAGGAGGUAAAACUGAUAACCUGAGAAAACUAGUUUCCAAGUGCCAAGAGGUUGGAGUCAGCCUAGAUGAGCUCUUAAGUUUAAACGCAGAAAGCAAGAAUUGCUGAACACUGGGUGCAGUCAGGUCAAGGUCCCAUUAAUUGCCAAAAUGAUCCAAGUUUAGCCUUGUUCCCUUAAAUCUGUGCAAGGUAGACCUGUUCUGAUUCAACAUUGCUUUCUGUAACCUGAAGAUCACACAUACUGCCCUUCUCAAACUGGAGAAAUGAAUACCAAUUUCAGGCCUGCUUCUGGGCCCAACAAGGUUCUCUUAACAUCACAUACGUAAGUAUAGUUCAUUCAAGUGGCUGCUGUUUUUUAUUGUUUCUGUCUGUGUUUAUUCUUCUCCUUGCCCCAUCCGUUUUUUUUUGUUUUUUUUGCCAUCCCCCUUUUAUUGUGCUGUUUCUAACUUACUUGACUCUCUCACUGAUGCCUGUAACACCCUGUGUUUGGAUUUAGUUUGAGGCACAAUCAGCUAGCGUCUGACACUAAAUCCUUCUCAAUUUGGUUAAUUUAUACUUUAAAGGAAAAAAAAAAAAGAUUUGGGGGAAUUUUGACAUUCCUCAUUCUAGAAGUUAAUGCAAAAAGCAGCAGGUCUUCAGAAAAGUAUAGCUGACAAGACAGUCGGUCUGCUAAGUUCACUUGAGGGAUUUUUUUUAUUUUUGUUUUCUAUUUUGUUUUUUCUUUUGUAUUACUGCACUCUGGACUCAAAGCAGAGACUGUUAAACUUGAAGAAAAAAAUUCUAUUGCAAUCGCCAGUGCAUCAGAACUGAAGAGUGGUCAGUUUAUUAUGUGCAAUUUUUUUCUUUGUGAAGAAGUUUAAUUUAUAAUAAAGUUUAACAGUUUAAAGUA
Messenger RNA from Spea bombifrons (plains spadefoot toad), 6720 nucleotides. RefSeq names its product zinc finger C3H1-type containing (gene ZFC3H1). Gene Ontology annotation, cellular component: exosome (RNase complex); nucleus. Bases 126 to 5939 code for a protein of 1937 amino acids. NCBI's taxonomy places the organism in Eukaryota, Metazoa, Chordata, Amphibia, Anura, Pelobatidae. Gene Ontology annotation, molecular function: protein binding. The record is from RefSeq and is a predicted model, not a curated record. The transcript is spliced from 35 exons. Gene Ontology annotation, biological process: RNA processing.